CCGCCAGACAUUUUAAACAAAACCUCCCACACUUCACUUCUCACACUCAACACUCUCACUGACCAAUGACUUCCUCAAUUGUCUUCAAGUCCUUCACUGGACUCCGCCACUCCACCACCACAACCACCGCCGUCGAGUCUUCCAAAACACCCACCACCACCAUUUCCCCUCUCCACCACCGUACCCGCCGCUCUCUCCAAAUAUCAGCCAGCAAAACCAGCCCCAAGCUCCAAAACCGCAAUCUUCGCGUAGCCGUUAUCGGUGGCGGCCCUGCUGGUGGCGCCGCCGCAGAAACACUCGCUAAAGGCGGCAUAGAAACGUACCUCUUCGAGCGUAAGCUCGAUAACUGCAAACCAUGCGGUGGCGCCAUUCCUCUCUGCAUGGUGGGUGAAUUUGACCUACCGUUAGAUAUCAUCGACCGGAAAGUAACCAAAAUGAAGAUGAUUUCGCCGUCAAAUAUAGCCGUUGAUAUAGGGCAAACUUUGAAACCUCAUGAGUAUAUUGGGAUGGUGAGAAGAGAGGUUCUUGAUGCUUAUUUAAGGGAGAGAGCUGAGAGCAAUGGUGCUAAGGUUAUUAAUGGGCUGUUCUUGAAAAUGGAUAAGCCUAAAGGUAGUGCUACUGCGCCUUAUGUUUUGCAUUAUAAUGAUUACGAUGGCAAAGUUGGCGGCGCCGGAGAGAAGAAAAGUAUUGAAGUUGAUGCUGUUAUUGGUGCUGAUGGUGCUAAUUCUCGUGUUGCUAAGUCUAUUGAUGCUGGUGAUUAUGAUUAUGCUAUUGCCUUUCAGGAGAGAAUCAAAAUCCCAGAUGAUAAAAUGGUGUACUAUGAGAAUUUAGCAGAAAUGUAUGUUGGUGCUGAUGUUUCACCUGAUUUUUACGGGUGGGUUUUCCCUAAAAGUGACCAUGUUGCUGUCGGGACUGGGACAGUGACACACAAAGGGGACAUCAAGAAAUUCCAAUUGGCUACAAGAAACAGAGCCAAGGACAAGAUUCUCGGUGGUAAGAUUAUUCGAGUUGAAGCACAUCCGAUUCCAGAACACCCUAGGCCUCGCAGGUUAAAAGAUAGAGUAGCAUUAGUAGGCGACGCAGCUGGAUAUGUAACAAAAUGUUCAGGCGAAGGCAUCUAUUUUGCGGCCAAGAGCGGAAGAAUGUGCGCCGAGGCAAUAGUUGAAGGGUCGGAGUACGGGAAAAGAAUGAUAGAUGAGAGUGAUUUGAGGAAGUAUUUGGAGAAAUGGGACAAGACGUAUUGGCCGACAUACAAGGUGUUGGAUGUGUUGCAGAAGGUGUUUUACAGAUCGGAUCCUGCGAGAGAAGCGUUUGUGGAGAUGUGCGCCGACGAGUACGUGCAGAAGAUGACAUUUGAUAGCUAUUUGUACAAGAGAGUUGUGCCUGGAAAUCCUCUGGAUGAUUUGAAGUUGGCCUUUAAUACUAUUGGAAGCUUGGUGAGGGCUAAUGCUCUUACAAAGGAAAUGAAGAAGAUGAGUGUAUGAGCAUACAUGUAAACAUCUAACCAUUCAUUUGGAUGAGAAAACUAGGCUAGUUUCAAGCCUUUUGUUUCUUUAGAUGUCUGCUAGGUGAAUCUGUAAGUUUAUAUAUUUGAUAUGCAUAUGUUGUACAAGUACAAAACGUUAUGCCUGCAAGGCUUCUUUUGAACCUCAAUUUGUUCAUUUUGCUUAUAAAUGAAUAUUUUGAAGCUUUGAUCAAA
Mercurialis annua (annual mercury) is the source of this 1699-nucleotide messenger RNA. Its product is annotated as geranylgeranyl diphosphate reductase, chloroplastic. Gene Ontology annotation, cellular component: chloroplast thylakoid membrane. The transcript is spliced from 2 exons. NCBI's taxonomy places the organism in Eukaryota, Viridiplantae, Streptophyta, Magnoliopsida, Malpighiales, Euphorbiaceae. Gene Ontology annotation, molecular function: oxidoreductase activity, acting on the CH-CH group of donors, NAD or NADP as acceptor. The record is from RefSeq and is a predicted model, not a curated record. Gene Ontology annotation, biological process: chlorophyll biosynthetic process; photosynthesis. Bases 66 to 1484 code for a protein of 472 amino acids.